AUGGCAUUCAUUAGUGCUACUGGACUUGCUCCUGUUAUCGACUGGCUGGACAAUCUUAUCAAUCAAAGUACCCAACCUGAAAAUGGGGCCAAUCAAGCAAGUGAGGCUAAGCCGUUUUCUUCAAUAUCUCAUGAUGCCAUUGUUCGGUUUAAAACUUAUUUGCGCAAAUGCUUCUAUAUGAAGGAUUUGGGUGUGCUUAAGUAUAUCUUAGACAUUGAGGUUGCUCGUAACCCGGAGAAGACUGAGAAACAACCUACCAAACCUCGUUCUUUGGUCAAAGCCGAAUACCGUUUAAAAGCAGUUGCUACUUGUGAGUUGAAAUGGUUGAAGACGUUGUUAUUUUCUCUUGGAGUUGGUCAUUCGAAGUCUAUGCAGUUGUUUUGUGAUAGUCAGUCGGCCCUGCAUAUUGCUAAGAAUCUGGUGUUUCAUCAUGAUCGUACGAAACCUAUUGAGGCUAAGCCAUUUUCUCUAAUAUCUCAUGAUGCCAUUGUUCAGUUUAAAACUUAUUUGUGCAAAUGCCUCUAUAUGAAGGAUUUGGGUGUGCUUAAGUAUAUCUUAGGCAUUGAGGUUGCUCGUAGCCCGGAGGGUAUCUUUCUUUCUCAACGGAAGUACGCUUUGGAUAUAUUGACUGAGGCAGGUAUGUUGGUUUGCAAACCCAUUGAUACUCCAAUGGAGCAGAAUCAUCGUCUUGCACAUGCUUCGGGUGAGCCGUUUGCUCAUCCGGAUCAGUAUUGUCGGUUGGUUGGACGAUUGGUAUAUUUGUCAGUCACUGGACCAGAGUUAAGUUAUUCGGUGCAUGUUCGGGCUCAAUUUUUGAGUGAUCCGCAGGCUUCUCAUUAG
Messenger RNA from Chenopodium quinoa (quinoa), 840 nucleotides. RefSeq lists its product as uncharacterized. The transcript is spliced from 5 exons. Bases 1 to 840 code for a protein of 279 amino acids. NCBI's taxonomy places the organism in Eukaryota, Viridiplantae, Streptophyta, Magnoliopsida, Caryophyllales, Amaranthaceae. The record is from RefSeq and is a predicted model, not a curated record.